CGCCAUUUUCGGCUUCACCUCUGUAAGUUUUCGAGCGCAACGACGGCCGGUGACCUAACGGAAGCCACGCGCUCGCCAUGCUGGAAAUAUCCAUUUUGACGGUUGAGAACCCGUCCUGUCUCUGGGGUCGGGUGGUCCAGGGUCCCUCUGACCAGUACGACCGGCUGCUGGCUCAGAUGAACCUCUUCUACCACGACCUCACGCGGGACCCUCGCCAGCUGAAGCCCGCCGCCUUGGAGGAGGGACAGGUGUGUGUGGUGUACUGGUCGGUGAUGAAGUCGUGGUGCCGGGCCGUGGUGGAGUCCAUCUUCACGGACUCCGUGUCCUGUCAGGCUCGCUGUCUCCUGGUGGACCAGGGAGAGCGACUCAUCGUCCCCUCAGACAAGAUCCGAGUCGCCGCGCCGAGCUUCCUCCAGCUGCCGUUCUGGGUGAGGAGGUUCCAACUGGCGGGAAUCAAACCCACGACCCUCCGGGUGUCCGUCUACGAGGAGGAGGCCGGGCUCAUCCGCUGCUCUCAGUGGGACAGCUCCGCCACGCUCUACCUGCACAGCCUGCUGCAAGCGUCGACGCUCACCGAGGCCGUGCUGCUGGAGGCGCUGCCGGGCUCCACCGGCGUGGAGCUGUACGUGACGGUGGGCGGCGUCAAGAUCUGCGUGAAGGACGACCUCGUGGCCAAGAGGUUCGCGUACUACAGCGGCGCUCUGGAGGAGGUGGACCGCCGGCCCGUCAUGCUGGCCUCCAGCGUCCUGACCCAGACCGCCAUGAAGCCCACGCCACGGACCACCCGAGCUCCCCACGGUUUCCCGAGCUUCGGACAACAACGUAAGCUGGAGGCCUCCGAGCAAGGCAGCGGGUCAACGGUCACGGACCAGCAGCACGGCCCCAACGCUGCUGCAGAGAGUGACUCGUCUCUGGCUGCGUCUCUGAAGAAGAACCUCAGUCUGUUCAGGUUCCUGAAGUUCCUGAACCCGGCGGACGGCGAGCCGGCGGCGCCCACCGUGAGUCAGCGUGGAGCCGGAGAGACGACCACAGCACAGGAAGAGACGAGUGAAACUGGAGGUGAGAGUCUGGAGGAGGAAACCAGUGUGGGUGCGUCGGUGGGGUCCUCAGAGAAGCCGUGGAGGACCAAAGAGGACCGAGCCCGUUCACGUCUGUUGCAGUGGCUGAACCCGGAGCCGCCGAGCGACGACCCCGACGCCACGGACGCCGAGGCCUCCGGUGACCCCGCCCGGACCUGGGGGGGGGUUCUGGUGCACUCUGCCCUCCCGGUGACGCCGUGCAGCGGCCUGGACGACGCCCCCAUCACGGACGCCCUGCGCUCGGUGCUCAGGAGGAAGUCGUACGGCGCCCCGUCCGCCGCCGACCGCUACGCCUGGCCGGCCGUCGCCCGAGGGUGCAACGUCGCCGUGGUGUCGCCCGACGCCGACCAGCCGCUCGGCUACGUCGCCCCGCUGCUCAGCCACAUGCUGCUCAACUCCAUCUUCACCUCCCUCACCUCCAGCGCGGCGGGGCCCGUGGCGGUGCUGCUGUGCCCCGGCUGGCAGAAGGUGCAGGCGGUCUACGACCUGCUGGACGAGACGAAGGCCGCCGCCGCGCUGCAGCCAAUCAGCCUGCUGCUCGGGGUCAAGGGACACGCCCACAACACCACCAUCCCCAAGAACUGCCUGCUGCUGGUGACCACUCCCUUCAGUCUGGUGCGUCUGCUGGCGUCUCACUGCUUCCUGUUCCUGCGUCUCUCCCACCUGGUGCUGGACGAGGCCGACCGGCUCUUCGCUCUCGCCCCGGACCAGAUGGCCACCAUCUUGCAGCAUUUCCAGAAGGUGACCUCCGGCGAGGAGAUGGGCUCCUGCCCCCAGCAGCUUGUCGCCGUGGCGACGCGGUGGACCGGUCACAUGGAGGCUCUGGUAGCCAAUCACAUGCCGUGCCCGUGCAUCGUGGUGGCCGCGCCCGAGGAAGCCGCUCUCUACGGGAACGUGCAGCAGAUCAUCCUCAUGACUCUAGAGAGCAACAAGGCGACGGUGAUGCUGAGCGCGUUGGAUUUCAACCCCGAUGAGGGCCAGAAGACUCUCAUCGUAGCCAACUCUGCUGAGGAGGUUGAAGACGUGUUCAAGGUCAUGACCUUCUCUCUCCAUGCACCUUUCACCCGAUGCAGGGAACCGGUCCUCCUCACAAUGGACCCGCUUCCCGUUUCCUCCGACCUGCAGGUGGUGAGCAACAAGUCGGCCUUCUGUCUCAAGACCCACGAGGGGUUAACGCACCAGUUUGACGUCGUCAUGCAGCAGUGGAGGAAAGACAUCGGGCCCGGCACGCACGUCAUUCUGGUGACCACCAGCGAGUGCCUGAGGUGUCUGGGCGUCCGAGACGCCACCUGCGUCGUCCACUACGGCUUCCCGCCGUCGCCCAAGCAGUUCGGCGUGCGUCUCUCCUGCAUGGCCGACGGCUUCAGGAACCUCUCCGCACGAGUCCCCCCCGAGGACUCGACGGGGCGGCCGCCCGCCCGCGGCGUCCGCUCGGUUCUGCUGAUCUCCGAGAGGAACGCCGGUCACGUGGUCGGCGUCCUGCGCUACCUGGAGAGGACCAACGCCCCGCUGCCCCCCGAGCUGCUGGUCUUCGCCCGCAGGGUCUACGAGGCCCGCGAGGACCAGAAGACCGACAGGCCUCUAUGCGGCUACCUCAAGAGCUUCGGCGUCUGCAGGAGCCUUCCGGUCCUCGGCCUCCGUGUGUUCUGGUUGAACCCAAAUGAUCCUCCAGGUGGUUCUGUGUCCCACAGAGCCGGCGCCUCUUGUCCCGACCGCCAUCGCUUCGUCCCCCAGCUGGACCGGUCGGCGCUGCCGGCCUCCGGACUCAUAGAAUUCGUGCCCCUCCACGUGAAGACGGCGUCGGUGUUCUGGGGCCGCCUGGUCCAGAAGGAGGAGGAGGGGGGCGGCGGCUUCGGCGCCAUGGCGGCCCAGAUGGAGGCUCACUUCCACGCCAACGGGAAACCUGCCGCCACGGAGCUGCUGGAGGGCGGAGUCUACGCCGUGCAGCAGGACCAGGCCUUCCACAGGGUGAAGCUCCUCUCUGUGCCGCCUCGGGGUGACCGCCUGUUCUUCAGCGUGGAGGCUCUGUUCCUGGACGUGGGGAAGGAGGCGCAGGUCAAGUCCCACCAGGUGCUGCAGCUGCCGGAGCGGUUCCACUCGCUGCCCGGCCAGGCCGUGGAGGUCGUGGUGUGCCGGGUCCAGCCGGCCGACGGCGAGACCGACUGGCACCCCAAGGUCACCAGAGCGAUCAACCAGAGGAUCCGAGGCCGGCAGCACCGAGCCAGAGCCGUGUUCAGUCUGGGGAACACGGUGUUCGUGGAUCCCAUGGUGUGUGUGACGCAGCUUCCAGAUAUGAAAACGGUGAUCAACGAGUACAGCGUGCGGGCGGAGAUCCUGAGCACCGGCAUGGCCGUCGGCAACCAGCAGCACCUGGACCUGCUGAGGGCGCUCUGCCACGAGGGCCCCGAGGAGGGCCCCGAGGAGGGCCCCGUCUCCGAGUCGGGGGGCGGCCCGCCGUCUCCGGGGGGCGGGGUCGACGCCGAGGUUCUGGACGACCUGCCGCAGCUCGAGCCGCUGAGGCCGGCAUCGGCGCCGCAAACGCCACCGGCAGCCAAACUCCGCGUGGUGCAGAGCCCCCUGCUGGCCGGCCAGGCUACUGCGUGUCUGGGAGCCGCCCGCCCGGCUGAUCUGGAGUCAGCUGAGACGCUCGUGACCUUCCACCCUCCGGCCCGCUGGUACCAGACGCCCGACUCCGCCAUCGUGACGGUGAAGCUGAGGAACCCGGAGAGCCAGCGCUGUGACUUCUACGCCGACAGAGUCGUUUACAGUUGCAGAGCCAACGGUCGGGCCUACAGAGCCGACCUGCUGCUUCACGGCGACGUCGCCGUCGAGCGCUGCAGCUGGGAGAUGAAGUCCAACGAGCCGGUGCUCAAACUGGCCAAAGGAGUGCCGGGCCACUGGGAUCGACUCCUCCGGAGCAAGAAUAUUUUUGUGAGUUACGACACGGAGCACAUCGACGAGGACGAAGACGAGGACAGAACCCCGGACGGACCGCGCUUUGUGGAGGACGAGGGGGAGGACAACCGCUACGUGAACUUGGAGAGCGACAGCGACUGAAGAUUUACAAGAAACGAACGGGCGCCGCCGCCGCUCGGCUACCGAGACGCUCCACGUCAAAACGGAACGAUGCCGUCAGAUCUACAGAGAUCGGCAGUUUAAAGCAACUCGAGAGUUGAAGCAAAAAAUUUAAAAAAUAUGUUGUGUUAAAGCUGCAUUCUCUCUACUGACCACCAGGGGGCGACUCCUCUGGUUGUAUUGGUCCUACCCUGUUUAAAAAAAGGACAAACGUAAAAUAUAAAACGUGGAUUUUUUCUCAUCUUUAACGUUCAGUCUAUGAAAGCGUCUGAAACCCUCCCCCGCUUCCUCCCACGGCCCAAAGACAUGCAGCUAUAUAUAUAAACAAACAUUUACGGCCUAAAUUCAAGGCGUUGAAUUCUGUUAAAAUACAAAAUAUUAUUUCCCUUUUUUGUUACCGUGUCUAAUGAGGAAGUAUUAAUAUAAUUUUUUCGUAAUAUGUAUUAAUGUUUAAUAAAUAAUGUACUAUGGAUCGGUUAGCCGUUAUUAAUGCCAACGUCUGGGUUGCCAGGUUGUGAAAGAUCCUUCCGUCGCUGAAUUCUCUUUCUGUUUGAAAACAAAGCCGACGGCUUCCAGUUUAAUGUCAGUUUAUUUUGCGGGGUAAUCCGCGAUGGAUCCAGAUCCUCUGAAGCUGUUAAUUAAAGGAACAGUGUGAGGUUGUUGGUUGCUUUAAAAACAACAACAACAACAUGUAGAGAACUUUUAAAUCAACCAAUUUCAGAACAGGAAUUUACGUAAUUUAUAAUUUAGAUAUCAAUGAAUAUUGUUUCUAGAGCGGUGAAGUCGCUUUGUGAAGUCGUUGAUGUCGCCAAGAACCACUUUAGUUAGUUUGCUGGAUAACUUUACUUUAGCUGGCUAACUUUAUUUUAGCUGGCUAACUUUACUUCAGCUGGAUAACUUUGGUUUAGCUGGCUAACUUUAUUUUAGCUGACUAACUUUACUUUAGCUGGAUAACUACUUUAGCUGGCUCAUUUUAGUUUAGCUGACGAACUUAAUAAACUAAGUGACACAUGUUUUUACAUGCGAGUGAAACUUUUCAAGAUGCCAGAAUCGGCUUCAUCGCUUAAAAAAUAUAUUUAACGUUGAAUAAACUUCAGGUGAAACUAAUUAAAUGUAACCUGUCGUUAAUCUGGAGGUACGAGAGUUUCUGAAUACUUUAUGAUUCAAUGAAGUUUAAUACGCUCACAUUUAGUUUGUUCAUGUUUUAGAUGGUUUGUGUUGUUUGCUCAUUCAGUUGUUGUUUAUUGUUGUUUACAUUCCUGCAUUCACAAUGUUAAAUUAAAGUUCAUCAGUAUUAUC
Molecule: messenger RNA, 5453 nt
Organism: Pseudoliparis swirei
Lineage: Eukaryota; Metazoa; Chordata; Actinopteri; Perciformes; Liparidae
Gene: tdrd12
Product: tudor domain containing 12
Exons: 33
Coding region: 78-4136 (1352 amino acids)
Biological process (GO): transposable element silencing; germ-line stem cell division
Molecular function (GO): ATP binding; nucleic acid binding; metal ion binding
Source: RefSeq, a predicted model, not a curated record